GAAUGAGGCUGGGAGAUCUCUCGAAUCACACUGGAUUUCAACACACCAAGCCAAACAGCUAAUAAACCGCCCACAAAGAAUGAAACUAUUUUGAACUCGUCAUUCUGCAAAUGCAAAUUAGAAUAUUAAGACGCACAGUGCUGUGUAGAGUAGAAAGUACUGACCUCUCAUUGAGAAGAGGAGGAGUCCCGCCUGGCCGGGCUGGGACGGCAGCCUGCUCCCGGGCACUUCCUGUUGUUACCACACCUCUGGAUCGGUUAUCAGAGCUCCCAGGAGCGCGGCCCGCAGUGGAGACUCUCAAGGCUCUGCGAGGUGACAGGCGGCGACACGCAUCCCCCAGCUUCCAUAUGCAGAAGUUAUACCUACUCAUCAGCCUCACGUGCCUGGCGAGGUCAGAUGCAGAUGAAACAUGCGCCACGUUCACCAGGCUGGGCUUCCACAAUGCAGUGCUCGGGACGGAACUGGAUGUGAAGCUGUUGCUCUACACAAAGAGAAACUGGACCUGUGCCCAGACCAUCAACUCCUCAGCUUUUGGGAGCUUAAACAUCACCAAGAAAACCACCUUCCUCAUCCACGGAUUCAGGCCUCUGGGCUCCACUCCAGUUUGGUUGGGGGACUUAGUAGAGAGUUUGCUACUUGUGGAAGACAUGAACGUGGUGGUGGUUGAUUGGAACCGAGGAGCUACAACUGUAAUAUACAACCAAGCCUCGCGCAAGACCAGAGAAGUAGCCAUGAUCUUGAGGGAAUUUAUCGACCAGAUGUUGGCAAAAGGAGCAUCCCUCGGCAACAUUUAUAUGAUUGGUGUGAGCCUAGGAGCCCACAUAGCUGGAUUUGUUGGGAAAAUGUAUGCCGGGCAGCUGGGACGAAUCACAGGUCUUGACCCUGCGGGCCCUUCCUUCAACGGGAGACCUUCAGAGGACAGGUUGGAUCCCAGUGACGCCCUGUUCGUGGACGUCAUCCACUCCGACACCGACGCACUGGGAUAUGAAGGACCACUGGGAAACAUAGAUUUCUACCCAAAUGGAGGAUUAGAUCAACCUGGCUGUCCCAAAACAAUAUUUGGAGGACUGCAGAACUAUUUCAAGUGUGACCACCAGAGGUCUGUGCACCUGUACUUGGCUUCCCUGAGAGAAGGCUGCGCUGUCACCGCAUAUCCCUGCGACUCCUACCGCGAUUACAGGAAUGGCAAGUGCCUCAGCUGUGGCACAGCACAGACGGAGCCCUGUCCCCGUGUGGGUUAUUAUGCUGACCACUGGAAAGGCUAUUUAAGGGAGGAGGCUCUUCCAACGACAAAGGCAUUCUUUGACACAGCUGAGCAGAAUCCAUUCUGCAUAUAUCACUACUUUGUGGACAUUAUAUCUUGGAACAAGAACGUAAGAAGAGGAUCCAUCACAAUCAAGUUGAGAGACAAAGAUGGAAACACCACAGAAUCUAUAAUUGAUCAUGAACCGGCUACAUUUCAGAAGUACCACCAAGUGAGUCUGCUGGCAAGAUUUGAUCAAGAUCUGCGAGAAGUGACAGCGAUUUCCUUGGUGUUCUCCACAGGAUCUGUGCUUGGCCCCAAGUACAAGCUCAGGGUUGUCCGCAUGAAGCUGAGGUCCCUUGCCCAUCCAGACAGGCCACAGUUGUGCCGCUAUGACCUUGUUCUGAUGGAAAAUGUUGAAACCGUCUUCCAGCCUAUUCCCUGCCCCAAGCUGCAGCUGUAACUUCCUGGGGACCGGUGGCAGCCCUGUGCCAAGAUGGCUACAUCUACAGCCUCUGUCAAAGCUUCAUCUCACCUUUUCUUCAAGGCUCCAAAAGUACAGAAGAAUGAAGGUUAUUUCUGGCAUCAGUCUAUGAAUGUCACACUGUCAAACGCCAGGUGACCGUGUGGUUAUGCACGGAUCCCGGGAAAGCAGCCCCUAACUAGGGCAAGUCAGAAAUAGCCAGGCUCCACCAGCCAGCCCUGCCCUUUUUCUGCCUGCAUCCUGGGGCCUCCUUUUUUCCGACCUUUCACUUCUGGUGUGUGUCACUGGGUGCUGCUGUCCCUCUGGGCUGUGGGUCGCGCACAUGAAAAGGAAGAAUGGCCACUGUGGACUCCUGUGCUGUGCCCUGUGUGCCAAAUUCUCCAUGGCUCUGGCACACAGUGGGGAGUGGAACUGACCUACCUCGAGGGGCUGCUGUGGGACUGGAGGCGAGUCUGUGAAGGGUUCUUUGAAAUCCCAAGGGUGCCGCAUCUGAGAUGUGUGAUGAAUGUGAAUAUGCUUCUAUUUAUUUUGAUAUGGCUUAGCUUCCCUGCUUAGAUGGACUGAGAAUGCCACAGCCCUGACUUCCCACCUGUGAGGAGGGGAAGGGGUGACAGCACUGAGGGCAGUAAGUAGGGGACGGAAGAGGGGAGUGGAAGCAGGGCACAGCCUCACUGCGUGGGACAGGGGUGGAGGAAGAGGCAGGAGAGGAAAGAUGGGUGAUGAUUAUUACUAAAUGUUUUUUUUUGGUGU
This is a messenger RNA of Fukomys damarensis (Damara mole-rat), 2477 nucleotides long. It is a transcript of the gene Liph, whose product is annotated as lipase H. Gene Ontology annotation, biological process: lipid metabolic process. The transcript is spliced from 10 exons. Gene Ontology annotation, molecular function: lipase activity; carboxylic ester hydrolase activity. Lineage: Eukaryota; Metazoa; Chordata; Mammalia; Rodentia; Bathyergidae. The record is from RefSeq and is a predicted model, not a curated record. The coding region runs from base 111 to 1706 and encodes 531 amino acids.